Molecule: messenger RNA, 1655 nt
Organism: Chara braunii
Lineage: Eukaryota; Viridiplantae; Streptophyta; Charophyceae; Charales; Characeae
Source: the annotation of a GenBank genome assembly
GUGCUCAUGUAGCAAUUCGAAAUCUUGGUUUUUACUUUUCAUCGGAUCGUGUACUAGUCAUCCAUUUCUUUGUUGUCGAACUCAUCUGUAUUUAUUGGUGACAUCUACGGAUCUAACACCCUAUUGCACGUUACGUGUGGCGCUGUGAAGGAGCUUCCUACACUCCAGUACUUCCAGGAAUGGCGCGCUCGCGCACACCGGAACGAAGGCGGGGUAGAUACUCAUCUCCAUCACCGUCAAGGUCGCAGGAUAACCGUCGGUCACACAGAGGACGAUCAAGAUCUCCACGCAAGGAGAAAUCAAGAUCAAGAUCCAGAUCACAGAGAAGACGAAGAGCGGCAUCGGAGUCACCAAAGAAAUACGCAAGACCUCAAAGGGAGAUAAGAAGAAACGAUUUCCCCCCACCGGGAAAUCGAGCCUGGUUCACGGCAGACAUGAAGGAGGAGAUCUUUGCACUGAGGAGAGACUACGACAAGAUAUGCAAGACAAACGAGUUAUUGCUGACGAAGAUUAAAGACUUGACAAAGGUGAUACAAGAGAUGAAGAAGACGAAAAAUGACGAGGGCGAGAACAAGAAGGAGAAAGAGAAGAGAACGACAAAGAAAGGACACGCAAAAGAUGAUGGACGUUUAUCACCAGCACAAGUACAGAAGAUGAUCGACAAAGCACUUGAGACAGCGAUUCCGAAAGCAACAGGAGCUGGGACCUGUCAACAAACACAGAUCGUUAACACUACGAAUGAAGUUGCGCAAGAAACAAACCAAGAAAGGAUGGAGAAGUUAGUCUCGAAGGUGGGGAAUGAGGUGGAUGAGAUGAAACUGAUGAAGUUUGAAAUGGCGGCAGUAAAAGGAGCAGUACACAAGAUCAACGAACCAACGAGAACGUGUAUUCCCCACGUCUCAUCAACAGUGCAGCAAACAAGGUUUCGUGGAAUGGAUAUGGUCGCCUCAGGAUCAACUGGGGGAGCGCUGCAUACGACAUCCAUGGGAAACCCAAGUGGACAUCCGGGAUUGGACACGAUCGGGAUCCCGGCAGCAAGACGACCCAAUUACAGUGCACCAAGCCGACCAUUCCCUCCAGCACCAAAGAAGAGGAGGACUAAGGUAAGAAGGAGGAUCAGCAAGAACAAGAGAAGGAUGAAGCGGGACAUGAAUUUCGGCAUCAUUCCAAUGACGUACACUCAAUUUGUCAGAGCGCACUACACGGAUCUAAAGGAUCUGUACAAGAUGCACAACAUCAGGUGCAAGGACAAACCGCAAGUUAUAGCAGCAUUGCGAAGAGUCCCAGGACUGGUCGAGUAUCAAGGACGGGAUUUCGUCCAUGACUCAGACAAGGAGACUCAGAUUGAACCGGAAAAUGAACGAAUGGACAUAUCAAGCACGAAAGAUGAAAGUUAUGAAGAAAUAGAGAGUGACGAAGAGAAGGAGGAGGGAGAAGAUGAAGAUGAAGCGUCAGAGUCAAGUGAAGAGGAGGACUCUUCAUCAACUUCGUCAAGUUCCCAGGACAUCCAGGGAAGGUUGAUGGGGCAGGGCCGAAGGAUGACCGCACUACGAACGAGAAAUGGGAACAGAUACAUAGACUAGCCACAAAGGUUAAUACUGUGGUUAAUACGGGCAAGAUGAGUAAAUGUACGGAAGUAAAUAUAGCAUACAAAC